Eupeodes corollae is the source of this 4322-nucleotide messenger RNA. RefSeq names its product myb-like protein Q (gene tara). Gene Ontology annotation, cellular component: nucleus. Bases 826 to 3399 code for a protein of 857 amino acids. Gene Ontology annotation, molecular function: transcription regulator activity. The record is from RefSeq and is a predicted model, not a curated record. NCBI's taxonomy places the organism in Eukaryota, Metazoa, Arthropoda, Insecta, Diptera, Syrphidae. The transcript has 2 exons.
CGACCUCUAUUGGAGGAAGAUUGUAACUAAUUUCAAUGGUGUUUCGCUUCGCCGUUGUAGAUACACUCGUAUACAUUGUUGUAGGUUGCCUCUGUAUUGCGCUGCUUUUCUGCUUCUGCCGAGUGCCGAGUUUUGAUGUCGACGUCAAGUCGACCUGCCGUUUGCCGUACAGUGGUACAGUGUAAAUGUGCGCACCAGCAAAAACACAAAAUACAAAAAGAAAAACAUCCGAAUCGAAUCGGAAUGGUGGAAUACGACAAAACUAGUAUGGCCUGUGCACUUCAUGAAAUAGGUUGGCGUGCGGAAGUUCGUCUCUUCAAAUUUUGAAUUUGAACUAAGAAAAUACAAAUUAUUUCGUAGAUUGAUAGCAGCAAUAUAAAGCAAAGCAAAAAUAAAGAGUUUAAACUAGAAAUACGUAAAAAUCGUACGAUUUUUCAAUGAAAUUAUUUGUGAAAUUGCAAUAAAUAAAGUUAAAAUUCUGUGACACAUUAAAAUAUUGACAAACAAUUACAUGUAUUAACUUUAUUCAAAAAUAUAAACAAAUUUUUAAAUUUUAAACUUGAAACAGAAACAUUAGUUUGGUGCUGUAGAAGUGGCAUAUGCAACAUUUUCACAGUUGCUAAAUAUAAUUUUUGAGACACAUAUUGAAAAUUUUAAAAAUAAUAGUGACUUAAGUAUAAAAAUAUUAAUUAAAAAAAAACACUGAGUUUAAUUUUCUUCUGUGAGUUUGGUGGAGAAGAUUUUUUAAAGUUUAUUUCUUUUGAAUUCCACACAAUGACAGCUGUAACUGUCAUCUGGAUAGAAGUGUGAAUAAUAUAUUUGAAAAUGUGGACAGAUCCUAAUAUUAAUUCAGCAAUGGGUCUUCAAGCAACAGCCGCUACUAAGCGGAAACAUGAGAUAACAUUUGAUAGUAAAGAUGCUAAUGCUUAUACUAAUUGUCCGCCACCAGUGAAGACUAGCAGAUGGUCGACGACGACCACAACACAAACUAUUAACAAUAAUAAUAACAACACUAGUAGCAAUAAUUACAACAACAAUGAAACAGCAUCAACAGUAACACCAACAAUUAUUAUGGGAAAUUCCUCUUCAACGAAUAGCUCUGCACCAAUAAUGGCAGUUGGAGCAGCAACAGCAGCAGCACAAUCAGGUGGAAAUUUGAUCAAAAACUCAGCUACAUGUGAUGAGAAUAAAGUUUUUAAUAGCGCUCCAACAGCGCUGAUGCCAGCAUCAACAGCAACAGCAACGAGCAACGGUAAUCCGGUUACUAUAGCAACAACAAACGGCGGGACAACAUCAACAGCGUCAAGUGAAGAUAGUAUUGCUAAACUAGAAGUUGUAGCAGCGGUACCAUGUGAGCCGUGGCAUACCUCAGAGCCGGUAGAUUGUAUAUCGAAGCUCCAAGCGGUUGCGGUUCCUAGUGAUCCAUGGGGUAGUAUUUCGACGCGUUCAACAUUGGCAACGACACUUUUGAGUACGGAUGAAAUGGACGACGAUGAUGAUGAUUUUGAAGAUGAUUACGAAGAAGAAGAAAGUAUCAUUCCGACUUAUUGUCCAUUAAGAUAUCAUCCGUGUCCGCCCGCUAAUAGCGGAACUGCUAACGGCGCUGCUGCAGGUAAUCCUGGAGCGGGUGGCAAUCCAGCUGCUUUGCAACGCAAUUAUUCUCCUGCCAAUGGAUAUAAUACCCGACCAAACUACUAUUCGGAACCCUUCCCUCAGCAAAAUUGUUCUCGAACGGGCAAUCAACACCUAAGAAUGGCGCCCAACUCAGGAUUUGCACCACAAUGGGGAAACUCAGCGGGACAAAAUGGAUUCUAUGUACCACCAGAGGCGGCAUAUCCACCUCCACAACAGACGAUUCGUUGUGCGGAAAACGGCAAAUCGUAUCUAGAGCUUGGAUGCAGUCCUUCAAGCUUCAGCAGUUUGGCAAAUCAAAGUAAUGUUGCAGGAAUGGUGGGUGGAAAUAACAAUGGAAUGGAUGCUAGGCAUCCCAUGAAACGAUGCUGUGAUGGUCGUGCUGGCACAUGGUGCAAUACAAAUAAGAAUUGCUAUAAGGAUGUUCGACUGAAGAUACGAAACCUGUCUAUGUUCAAAUUGUCCCGCUUCCGUCAAGUUUCUGAGCAGUCCUUAUACCGUUCGGUGCUUAUUUGCAAUACAUUAAAAUACAUCGAUAGGGAAAUUGAGUCCGAAGCGAAAGAAAUGCACCAACAGCAGCAGCAACAUCAUCUUAACCAUCCGCACCAUCCGCAUCAAAGUCAUCUGCACCACCAUGUACCUCACCAUGGAAGCAACCAUCACCAUCAUCACCACAAUAGUCACCAUCACCAUCAUCAGCAGCAGCAGCAACAACAGCAUCUGCAACAUCAGCAAAGCUUGCAGCAUCAACAGCAGUCCAACAAUGUGAAUGGAGAUUAUUCUCCAGUAAUGGGUUGUGCGAGGGUAACCAGCCUCGACUACCAUCAAUUGCAACAGCAACAACAACAUCAACAGCAACAACAACACAACCAGUUCCAUAGUCAACAACAGCCGGCUGAUAGCCGCAACGGUGAUUGUACGCAACAGUCACCUUACAUGAACGCCAUGCCUAAAUCUAGCAUUUUCAACAACCAGCAACAACAACAUCCCCAUCAACAGCACCCGCAGCAGCAACACCAUCAACAUCUGCAAAAUACGCACUGCAACAGCAGUGAAUCGCUGCAUCCGUACGAUCACUACCCAUUCCGGGAAUCGCAAUCUGGCAGAGCAACACCUUUUCCUGCCAUACCCAGCCCGGUUACACCUACUCCAGUGACGCCAGUUUCAAACACAACGACAUCUAGUGAUAAUGACUCAGGAUAUGGCGAGGACGACUCGAAUCGUUCCAUCAACUGGAGUUCUGUCUUGAGCUUAUCCUCUCAGUCAGCACUAGAUCCCUUGAACAAUAAUGACUUAUUUACAAUCCUGCCGCCUGCCACAUCAUCAACAAGUCCGCCAGCGGCAACGCCCGUCUCUCUUAACUCAUCGACGGUUUCAAUCAGUGGCACAUUUACGGCCUCUUCAGUGCAAAGUAAUAACAAUAGCAGUUCUGUGUCCACAUCGUCCUCCUUGACUAGUCCAUUAUCUAGUGGCACGCCCACAACUUUCACCACGCUGUCAACGAUAUCAUCGUCAACGUACUCCUUAACGUCAUCCUCAGCGUCAUCAUUCGCGGCGGCUGCAGCUGCAUCAACUUGGGAAUAUGGAUUCCUAGACAUGGACUUCGGCCUGGGCUCUGAAUUCACCGAACUAGUGCCCUCAUGUAAACUGUCCUCAGACGAUUUAUUCAAAAGCGUUUCACCAGUAUCGGCGUUAAGUGCUUCGAGAUAUUCGUCCGUCCACGAGAACGAGCUAGAACAUCCGGCUCACAUAAUGGUUGGCAGUUAGUAUCAGUUGUAAGACUGAACUUUUAAGUUACCAAGCGAACAUGCCCGCCCUGCGUAAGUUCAAACAAUGAACAAUAAGUUCUGUUUCUUGAACUCUGUCAAGUCAGUCCUCUAAAUGGUUUCUACAGCAACAACAACAAAAUAGGGUACUGCUGACAUCAUUGCAGUGACCUUACAAGCGUCCUUCUGAAUUGAUUAAGUUCUUAAACAUAUAGCAGAUACUGCUAUCAUUCUAUUUGUCAAAAACAAACAAACAAAACCGAUAAACUAUUGUUCAAUCAAUACAAAAAAUUGUAAUAUUGCUCAGGUUGUGAAAACUUAUAAAAAGUAAUGUUAACUUCGAUUUUAACGAAGUUUAACUUCGCAUUGGUGUUUUCUGUUUAGCAUUGUCCUUUUUCUGCUUUUGAUUGGAAUAUUUUAAAGAAAUAACAACAAAAUAUUGCAAUGAAGUUUAAGUAUUAAUAAAAAUCUAUUAUUGAGUAAAGAGUAUUAUCUAUUUAACAUUGUUUCAAGGAAAAUAACAAUUUUGUUCGUAAAAAUGCGACAGCAAUAUAAUAUUUAAGUUGUUUUAAGUUUUAAUUUAAAUUUCAAAAUUGACGCACUUCAUUGCACUUUGUCUCCCUUUUUGUAAUUAAAUUGUAAACAAAACUCAAAUGCUAAACAUGAAAAAACAAAAAUUAAAAUUUAAACAAAAACAAAUUUCAAUUAAAUAUGUAAAACUUUUAACUUCAUAAAUGUAUUAUAUAUGAAAAAAAAAAAUUAAAUUAAAAUAAACACACAAUUAAAGCAAAUGCAUUGUAAAUAGAACAAACUUAAAGCCCAUUAAGAUGAUAUAGCUAAAUUUUUAAUUGUAAAUAUUAAUUAUAAAUAUAUUAAUAUUAAAUAAAAAGGAUAUAUUAUAUUUAAAGACAUUAUAUUGAGAGA